AUGUUGGUAAUUUAUCUGCUGUGUGCUGCCGUUGCCUUUGUCGUGUAUAGCUUCAUCUCCUCGGCCUCGACGAGGCGUCGGCAUGCUGCAGUGGCGAAGAGGUUGGGCUGCGAGCCAACUCCUAUGGAGCAUUGGCCGGAUCCAUUCGCACUUGUCAACCUGUUCAGAACCAUGUGGGCUCACAGCAACAAUCGGACCCUUGAAUACAUGCGGGGCACCUUUGACGACACGUCUUUGCGCGUAAAGAGGACAGUCUAUACGUACGAAACAAAGAUACUAGGAGACACGGUUAUCUUCACGUGCGAUCCGAAGAAUACUCAGGCCAUACUUGGUCACGGCAUCUUUUCGGCCGACGGGAAGCAAUGGGAGCGCGCUCGCGCUCUUUUGAGACCGCAGUUCUCGCGCGACCAAGUUAGCGACUUAGACCUGGAGGAGCGCCAUGUUCAGAACAUGCUUCAAGCUCUGCCCGCCAAAGCCGACACCUGGUCGGAGGUGAUUGAUCUUCAGCCGCUCUUCUUUAGAUUCACCAUGGAUUCUGCCAGCGAAUUUCUGUUUGGUCAGAGCACGAACACUCAGCUCUCCGCACUCUCCGAAGAGGCCUUGGCCAAGAACGUCGAAGACAGCGCGUUCGUGAGUACUUUUGAAGCUUGCCAGGACCGCAUAAUGAUGGCCAUGUUGCUCAAUGAGUUCUACUCCCUAAUCGAGACCAAAAGCUUCAUGGACAGCUGUCGGCUUUGUCACCGAUACAUCGAUAAGUUUGUCAACAAAGCUCUCGGCCGCCGCGAGGCCCGCAAGCAAAUGGAAAAAGGCAAGAAGGAGAAGUACGUGUUUCUGGACAGCUUAGUGGACGAGACCAUCGAUCCGGUCGAGAUUCGAGAUCAGCUGCUCUCCAUGCUCGUGGCUGGUCGCGAUACCACGGCAGCUUUGCUGAGUUUCUUGUUCCUUAUGCUAGCUCAGCACCCUAGGGUCUUCAGCAAGCUGCGCGAGACUAUUAUCGAAGAAUUCGGGACAUUUCAUUCGCCCAAGAACAUCUCCUUUUCUGGGUUGAAAGCUUGUUCGUAUCUCCAAUGGUGCAUCAAUGAGACCCUACGACUGUACCCCAGCGUACCUUGGAACUCACGGCGGUGCACCCGCGACACCAGUCUUCCCUGUGGAGGCGGCGAGGAUGGGCUUUCACCAAUAUUUGUGCCAAAGGGGACGGAGACGGUGUAUAUGGUAUGGUUGAUGCAUAGGCAACCUGAAUUCUGGGGCCCAGACGCAGAAACAUUUAGGCCGGAGCGAUGGCACAACCAGAAACAUGGUUUUGAAUAUCUGCCAUUUAACGGUGGGCCCCGGAUCUGCCUUGGACAACAAUUCGCCUUGACAAAGGCUGGCUACGUGGUCGUGCGCCUCUUGCAACGAUUCGACAAGCUGGACGGCUCGCCUGGGGCAUCAGAACCAAAUGUGACAACGCCCGAGGACAAGUCCGAUCCUGUGACAUACACCUGCACAUGCCCUGCCCAAACCGAAGGCGGAAGCGUCCUACUCUUCUACCGCUACUGGGCUAACGCCCCGGUCCUACCCUCAGAACACUCACAAUGCACUCACUCACCCCAAGCACUGGCCAACUUUCAUAAGGACCUAGCAGCUUCCCUUCACAUUGGCGGAAAAUUCCGCAUCGCGACCGAGGGUUUCAACAUCACGCUAGGCGGCACGUCCUCCGCCAUCACCCAAUACAUCGAGGCAUGCCGCACACACUGGUCUUUCGCUGGCAUCGAACUUUCGACUCAGCAAGCGCGCGACGCGUACUUCAAGCCGACACCAGGCUGCGCUUGUGCUUUUGGCGGCAAGGCGUCUGUAAAGGUCACAGCUGAGAUUACGCCGCUUGGUAUCACGAACUAUGCGCCUGCAUCGUGGGGUAAUGUAAUCUCCUUAUCUCCAGCGGACUUCCACGAGUUGUGUCAGAAAGGUGACAUACCCUUGAUCGAUGUGCGGAACCAUUACGAGUCUCGCAUUGGGUACUUUGUUACUGGGGACGGGAGCGUAGCUGUCCGGCCUGCGGUGCGGAGGUUCAGCCAGUGGCCUGGAUAUGUCGUAAGGCAUGUGCUGGGGAAUGAUGCGUAUAAGAGACCCUCUGGGGUAGCGACGUACUGUACGGGCGGUAUCCGAUGCGAAAAAGGGGCACGGUGGAUGCAGGAAGCGCUUGCAAGCCAUGGAGAGAACGGUGAUGCGCCGGUGUAUACUCUGCAUGGCGGCAUAGUAGCGUAUCAAGCGUGGAUAGAAGAGCGUAUUGCAGAGGGGAGGAUGAAGCCUGAAGACAGCUUCUUCAAGGGAACGAAUUACGUCUUCGAUGCACGAGGGGCGAUUGGAGGCGUGCGAGCGAAAGAGGACAAUCAGCUGCUGUAA
Molecule: messenger RNA, 2385 nt
Organism: Didymosphaeria variabile
Lineage: Eukaryota; Fungi; Ascomycota; Dothideomycetes; Pleosporales; Didymosphaeriaceae
Exons: 5
Coding region: 1-2385 (794 amino acids)
Molecular function (GO): heme binding; iron ion binding; oxidoreductase activity, acting on paired donors, with incorporation or reduction of molecular oxygen, reduced flavin or flavoprotein as one donor, and incorporation of one atom of oxygen
Source: RefSeq, a predicted model, not a curated record